Ctenocephalides felis (cat flea) is the source of this 639-nucleotide messenger RNA. RefSeq lists its product as uncharacterized. Gene Ontology annotation, molecular function: aspartic-type endopeptidase activity. The transcript has a single exon. The record is from RefSeq and is a predicted model, not a curated record. The coding region runs from base 1 to 639 and encodes 212 amino acids. Gene Ontology annotation, biological process: proteolysis. Lineage: Eukaryota; Metazoa; Arthropoda; Insecta; Siphonaptera; Pulicidae.
AUGGCGACCUAUCCUUGCUCUUCAUCAAGCCGUCGCCUCUUCAUAAGUGAUCGCAGAACUAAGGUACAGUUUUUGGUCGACACAGGUUCAGACAUUUGCGUGUAUCCAAGGCGCUUAACUGCUAAACUUAAUCUACAACUAAACUAUACUUUGUCUGCAGCCAAUGGAACCAACAUACGCACGUACGGGGAUAUUAUUUUACAAUUAGAUUUUGGACUAAGAAGAAAUUUUACUUGGAGAUUCAUCGUAGCAGACGUAACAAUGCCUAUACUUGGAGCAGACUUUUUGGCGUACUACAAUAUCAUUAUCGAUAUAAAGAAUUCUCGUCUACAUGACAACCUGACAUCACUGUCAUCUCCAGGAUGUGUCACAUUCUCUCGGAUACAAAGUGUCAAACCUAUAUUUGGAGAUAGUGCAUACAAUAAAUUAUUAGCUGAUUUUCUAUCCAUCACCAGACCAUCAGGCUUGUGUCAAGAAAGCACACACAAAACAUUUCAUUAUAUCAGAACCACUCCAGGACCUCCAGUUUCUUCUAGACCACGGCGCCUCAAGCCAGAAUUACUUCGCGUAGCCAAAGAAGAAUUUAAGAAUAUGAUAGAAUUAGGCAUUGCAAGACCCUCCGAUAGUUCUUGGAUCUGA